AUGGAAGAAAAUCUUGAACUAAGUCUUUUAUGUACAGAGACCAACCUUGAUGAUGAUGAUGAAGAGGCAAAAGGCAUGAUUUUUGAGAAAAUUCCGAUUGUUGGUCGUCGUGAAAUUUCGAUUUCUCAGAUGGGUUUUCCAUCGGAGAGCGAGGAGAUUAUCAGAGAGAUGAUGGAGAAAGAGAAGCAGCAUUUGCCUAAAGAUGAUUACUUCAAGAGACUUACAAGUGGAGAUUUGGAUUUGAAUGUCAGAAGAAGACAAGCCCUUAAUUGGAUUUGGAAGGCUUGUGAAGAACACCAGUUUGGACCAUUGUGUAUUUGCUUAUCAAUGAACUACUUGGAUCGAUUCUUAUCGGUUCAUGAUUUGCCUAGUGGCAAAGCUUGGAUAGUGCAGUUGUUGGCUGUUGCUUGUUUAUCACUGGCAGCUAAAAUCGAAGAAACCGAAGUGCCAAUGUUAAUAAAUCUUCAGGUUGGAGAUCCUAAGUAUGUGUUUGAGGCUAAAUCAGUACAAAGGAUGGAACUUUUGGUGUUAAACAGAUUGGAAUGGAGAUUAAGAGCGAUAACUCCGUGCUCAUACAUAAGAUAUUUCUUGAGAAAGAUGAGUAAAUGUGAUCAAGAACCAUCAACCACAUUGAUAUCCAGAUCACUACAAGUGAUAGCUACCACAACCAAAGGUAUUGACUUAUUGGAAUUUAGACCUUGUGAAGUUGCUGCUGCAGUGGCACUUUCUGUUUCUGGAGAAUUGAACACAGUACACUUUGACAACUCUCCUCUGUUCUCACUACUUCAAAAGGAGAGAGUGAAGAAGAUUGGGGAAAUGAUAGAGAGUGAUGGUUCAGGUUUAUGUUCACAAACACCUAAUGGGGUUUUAGAAGUAUCAGCUUGUUGUUUCAGCUUUGAGACUCAUGAUUCUUCUUCUUCUUCUCAUACACAUCUUUCUUAA
Molecule: messenger RNA, 942 nt
Organism: Arabis nemorensis
Lineage: Eukaryota; Viridiplantae; Streptophyta; Magnoliopsida; Brassicales; Brassicaceae
Source: the annotation of a GenBank genome assembly